Molecule: messenger RNA, 993 nt
Organism: Trematosphaeria pertusa
Lineage: Eukaryota; Fungi; Ascomycota; Dothideomycetes; Pleosporales; Trematosphaeriaceae
Product: terpenoid synthase
Exons: 4
Coding region: 1-993 (330 amino acids)
Source: RefSeq, a predicted model, not a curated record
AUGGAGUUCAACUUUUCCGAGGAAUUGGAUCCGGUCACGUACCGCGACGAUGGCCUGGCGCACGGAAUCCCUCUGAGGAUCCACAAGGACCCGUUCAAGGAGAUUGCGGGUGCGAUUCGCGCGCAGAAGGACUGGAGCUACCACGUCAGUCCCGUGAGCGAUUAUCUGGGUGGACUGGGACAGCCGUUCAGUUUCAUUCGAGUGACGAUCCCCGAAUGCCUUCCCGAGCGUCUGGAAGUCAUGUCGUACGCUAACGAGUAUGCUUUUCUCUACGAUGACCAAAUGGAGAAUCUGGAUCUGAAGAAUUUCCAGGAAGGCCGAGACGACAUGCUCCAUGUAUUCGGCGCCGACGCGUUGAACCACGCCGUAACAGCCGACGUGCGCCCCGAAAAGAAGCUUCAAGCUCAUAUGCUGGAAGAGAUGAUGGCCAUCGACCAUACUCGCGCCGUCGUCACGAUGCAGGCUUGGGCGAAAUUCGUCCAGCUCGCGUCGCGCACCAGGGCUGCGCCCUUCGAGACACUGGACGAGUACGUUCCGAGCAGGACUAUUGAUGCCGGAGAACUCUUCUGGUUUGGCAUGCUCACCUUCGGCAUGGCGCUCACAAUCCCCGACUCCGAACUCGACCUCUGCAUGCAAUUAGCACGUCCCGGAUAUGCAGCUAUUAGCCUGUCGAACGACCUCUACUCGUGGCGGAAAGAGCGCAAAGACGCCGAAGCCGCUGGCCAGGACUACGUGUUCAACGCCAUCUGGGUCAUCAUGCGGGAGCGAAAGUGCAGCGAGGCGGAAGCCAUGCUGGUCUGCAAAGACGAGAUCAAGAAAUACAUCGCCGAGUAUGACAAGGUCGUGAAGAGGGCGAAGGAUAUGAGUCUGUCAAAGGAUACGCUAGCCUACCUGGAAGCAGUCAGGUUGAGCCAUGUCGGGAAUUUGGUGUGGAGUAUUUACUGUCCGAGGUAUCAUCAGGGGUCGGAGAUCGGCGAAGUGCCGAGACUCUGA